CAGGCAACGCUCGCUCUGCGCCUGCAGCAGCCACAGCAUCCUGGCGCGCGGUGGCGCCGGCGGAGGGCGGGCAGGCGCCACGGGUCGGGCAGGGAACUGCCGGGAACAGCGCGGACGGCGGCGCUGCGGUGAAGGCAGGGGUUCGCAGGGGCGAACACGGCGGCCCCCCGGGUCCCGACCAGCGGCGGCGGGAGGGCCGGCGGGGCGGGCACCUUGCGAGCUCCAGCUACUAGAUUAAAGGAUUUACUUGAAGACAAAGCAUUCUAUUCAUCAGAGACUGGACAAGAGUUACUCUUGCUUUUGGCAAUUAAAGAUGAUGUUGUCAUGGAAACAGUUGAUCCUGCUUUCAUUCAUUGGCUGCCUAGCAGGUGAGCUGCUUUUACAAGGUCCCGUGUUUAUCAAAGAGCCCAGCAACAGCAUUUUCCCUGUCGGUUCAGAAGAUAAAAAAAUCACUUUAAAUUGUGAAGCAAGAGGCAACCCUUCACCUCGUUACAGAUGGCAGUUGAAUGGGAGCGAUAUUGACACAAGUGUGGACCAUCGGUAUAGAUUGAAUGGCGGAAAUCUCAUAGUUAUUAACCCCAACAGAAAUUGGGAUACAGGAAGCUACCAGUGUUUUGCAACAAAUUCACUUGGAACAAUAGUGAGCAGAGAAGCCAAACUACAAUUUGCCUAUCUUGAAAAUUUUAAGACGAGGAUGAGAAGCCCAGUGUCGGUCCGUGAAGGCCAGGGAGUGGUCUUGCUCUGUGGACCCCCACUACACUCUGGUGUGAUCCCUGAGCCUUGGAAGGAGAAGAUUCAAAAAUUAUCAUAUGCUUGGGUCUUCAAUGAGUAUCCAUCCUUUGUUGAAGAAGAUAGUCGGAGAUUUGUCUCUCAAGAGACAGGGCACCUCUACAUUGCUAAGGUGGAGCCGUCCGAUGUGGGAAAUUACACAUGUGUUGUGACAAGCACUGUGACAAAUGCCAGAGUCCUGGGUUCCCCGACUCCUUUGGUGCUGCGAGCUGAUGGUGUCAUGGGUGAAUAUGAACCCAAAAUAGAAGUUCAGUUUCCAGAAACUCUUCCAGCAGCUAAAGGUUCAACUGUGAAAUUGGAAUGCUUUGCCCUUGGAAACCCUGUGCCUCAGAUUAAUUGGAAAAGAAGUGAUGGAAUGCCAUUUCCCAACAAAAUUAAAUUGAGGAAGUUCAGUGCUGUGCUUGAAAUCCCUAACUUCCAACAGGAAGAUGCAGGUUCCUAUGAGUGCAUUGCUGAAAAUUCACGAGGAAAAAAUGUGGCUAGAGGGCGUCUGACUUACUAUGCAAAGCCUCAUUGGGUUCACCUCAUAAAAGAUGUGGAAAUAGCCGUGGAAGAUAACCUCUACUGGGAAUGCCGGGCCACUGGGAAGCCCAAACCCUCCUACAGAUGGCUAAAAAAUGGAGAGGCCCUAGUGCUAGAGGAGAGAAUACAGAUAGAAAAUGGCGCCCUCACAAUAUCUAAUCUCAAUGUGAGUGAUUCUGGCAUGUUCCAGUGUAUAGCGGAAAACAAACAUGGUCUAAUCUACUCCAGUGCAGAGCUCAAGGUUGUUGCCUCUGCUCCAGAUUUUUCAAGGAACCCAAUGAAAAAGUUGGUUCAAGUGCAGGUGGGCAGCCUGGUCAACUUGGAUUGCAAACCCAGAGCUUCCCCAAGGGCACUCUCUUUCUGGACGAAGGGGGACAUGAUGGUACAGGAGCAUGCAAGAAUUUCUUUUUUAAAUGAUGGAGGACUUAAAAUCAUGAAUGUGACUAAAGCUGAUGGGGGAAUCUACACCUGCACAGCAGAAAACCAGUUUGGGAAAGCAAAUGGUACAACACACUUGGUUGUUACAGAACCAACAAGAAUAAUUUUGGCACCGUCUAACAUGGAUGUCUCGGUUGGUGAAAGCGUCAUUUUGCCCUGCCAGGUGCAACAUGACCCCCUAUUAGACAUUAUGUUUACCUGGUAUUUCAAUGGAGCCCUUACGGAUUUUAAGAAAGAUGGAUCUCACUUUGAGAAAGUUGGUGGGGUCCCACAAACCAAGCAAAUCUGUAUCAGCAUGGUGAGAUGUGAGCAGAGCACUGGAGAGUGGUUUUCAGUCGCACAAAAGUUCCGUGGUGCUUCCGUUUGCUCCAUGAACCCACGGCAGAGUUCAUCUGGUGAUUUAAUGAUCAGAAAUAUUCAGCUAAAACACAGUGGAAAGUAUGUGUGUAUGGUGCAGUCAGGGGUGGACAGUGUUUCGUCUGCAGCAGAGCUCAUAGUGAGAGGUUCACCAGGACCUCCUGAAAAUGUGAAGGUAGAUGAAAUCACAGACACAACAGCUCAGCUUUCUUGGAAAGAAGGUGCAGACAACCACAGCCCCGUGAUAUCCUAUGCAAUCCAGGCUAGGACACCUUUCUCUGUAGGCUGGCAAACUGUCACAACAGUACCUGAGGCUAUUGAUGGCAUGACACACACAGCCACUGUAGUCGAGUUAAACCCAUGGGUGGAGUACGAAUUUCGAGUUGUGGCCAGUAACAAAAUUGGAGGUGGAGAACCCAGUUUACCCUCAGAAAAAGUAAGGACUGAAGAGGCAGUUCCAGAAGUGCCACCUUCUGAAGUCAGUGGAGGAGGUGGAAGCCGGUCUGAACUAGUAAUAACCUGGGAUCCAGUCCCCGAAGAACUACAGAACGGUGGAGGUUUUGGGUACGUGGUUGCUUUCCGCCCUCUUGGGGUAACUACCUGGAUCCAGACAGUGGUGACAUCUCCUGAUAGCCCAAGAUAUGUCUUUAGGAAUGAAAGCAUCAUGCCAUUUUCACCAUAUGAAGUCAAAGUGGGUGUUUAUAAUAACAAAGGUGAGGGGCCAUUUAGCCCCGUGACAACAGUGUUCUCUGCAGAAGAAGAGCCUACAGUAGCCCCAUCUCAAAUCUCUGCCCAUAGCCUGUCUUCCUCAGAAAUUGAAGUUUCAUGGAACACAAUUCCCUGGAAGUUGAGCAAUGGACAUUUACUUGGCUAUGAGGUGCGGUACUGGAAUAAUGGAGGAGAAGAAGAAUCAUCCAGCAAAGUAAAAGUGGCAGGAAAUCAGACCUCAGCCACCCUCCGGGGCCUGAAGAGCAACCUGGAGUAUUACACUGCUGUUCGGGCUUACAACAGUGCAGGCACCGGUCCUUUCAGUGCCACAGUUAAUGUAACCACCAAGAAAACCCCUCCCAGUCAGCCACCAGGAAAUGUUGUUUGGAACACGACAGACACUAAAGUCUUACUUAAUUGGGAGCAAGUAAAAGCCAUGGAGAAUGAAUCAGAAGUAACUGGCUAUAAGGUUUUCUAUAGGACUAGCAGUCAAAAUAAUGUACAAGUGCUAAACACAAAUAAAACUUCAGCUGAACUCUUGCUGCCCAUCAAAGAGGACUACAUUAUUGAAGUCAAAGCCACAACUGAUGGAGGGGAUGGCACCAGUAGUGAGCAGAUCAGGAUUCCAAGAAUUACUAGUAUGGAUGCAAGAGGAUCCACUUCAGCCAUCUCAAAUGUCCACCCUAUGUCAGGUUAUAUAUCCAUCGUUCUGUUCUUUAUUGUAAAUACCUUGUGAUGUUAGAAUUUUUUACUAUUCACUGGAAAGUUAAUUGGUUCUUAAAAACAAAGUGCUUUCUGAAACAGUGAUUAUGCAUGUUUUUUUCAACUAUGUGUUUUUAAAUUUCUACUCCAUUAUAGGUAAAAUAUGAAUAUAAUAAAAACAGUAAAUCCUUUUAGAGGAAUCUGAAAUGCCUUAAUAUUUGCUUGAUAAACCAAAGGAAUUUGCAUAUUACAUACUGCAAACUUUUGAUAUAAAUAUUCUUAAACAAUGAGUUUAAACAAUGCCUAUGGGUCACAACUCACAUAAUGUCAUGAACAAAUACACAGUAUAAACAUACAGUACACACAUGCACAGUACACACACAGUAGACACAUAACAUACAGUAUACACACACAGUAUCCACACACACAAUACACAUGCAUACAAAUAUGCACACAAUACAUGCACACAUUUUUCCCUACAUUGAAAAACUCCUUGUUUAAUCCAAAUGCUUUUUACCCAUUGUUAUAUCAUUACUUGUAAGGCUUAAUCAGCAUCAUUUUUGAAAUACCAAUUUGAAUUCCAAGGAGUCAAAAAAUGCAUUCAGACAGUUAUUAUGCAGGAAAAGAGAGUGGCCUGUGAUUUAAGAAUAUUGUUAGAAAAUAUGUUCUGGACUCCAGGACUGACCUUUGGUUCAGCGCACCGCUCCAUGGUGUUGAGACCUCACUAGUCACUUUGUCCUCACGUGUGUCUCGAUUAUUCAUCUAUAAAAAGCAGUGGUAAUAAUAUUUCAUUAUUCUUUUUCUACUGCAAGACUUAGUUGAUCAAAACAAGGAGGAACACGGGAAAUCAUGUGUCCUCCCAGAUGCAUUGUUCCUAUGCAGAUUCUGAUCAUGAACUUUCUUAAGCAUUUUGUGAACCCGGCACUUUGUUGAUGCUUGCGUUCCUCACUCUUGGCAGUGCUCUGUUUCCGUCAAAGAUGGAAAUUGAACUGAGUGAAUAGUGCGGCAUCAUUUGGUUUUGUUCAUAUUUAGAAAGAAAAAGAUGGAAGCAAAAUGAAUACAUUUUAUCCUGCCUCAAAAAUGAAAACAAAGAUAAUAAAGAACUUGGUCCCUUCACACGUAAAAAUAAGCUGCCAAGCUUUAUCAAAACUUCAUAGAAAAAAUAAGAAAAACCCACAUUUUAGUCCAAACAUUAAACAAAAUUCACAAAGUUCUCCAUUUCUAAUUUCUGGUUCCAUUAAGAGACCCUCUCUGUGUUUGGACAGCUGAGAUGGUUUUUAAAUGAAAUUCCACUGUCUGUCUCAGUGAGUGAGGCAGGCUCUUUGGUUCCUGAGUUACAUUUGUAAUGGUACAUGGUGAUGCUGCUGGCUUUGGUACAGAUGAUUCAGUCUUUCAAUGUGAUUUUCAAAGGACUGUUGAAGACAUGACUUCAUAGCAAUAGGUGAAGGAUAGGAAAACCAGCAGAUUUCAGUUUUAGACAUUCAGAAAUAUUUUUUUAUCUCUUGCCUACCAAUUUCGUAUUUUGCUAGAACUCAUUCUUAUUUUCAAAGGUAGCAGAAUUGGAAAACAACAGUAUAGCUAUCAAGAAAGAAGAAAAAAAUAACAAAAUUCUGAUAUCCCUUUAAAAUACCACUUUUUAUUUAGAGAUUACAUCUAAGAUAAAGUCACUAUGUGAAAAGGAGAGCAUUUUUUUUAAGAUUCUCUGUAUAGACUGUAUAUAUUGUACAUAUCUAGAAAAAUCCAAAUGAUUAACUGAUUUCAUACAACCAUUGGUAUUUCCAGUCAAAAAGGUGGGAACAAUUCUCCCAUGCUUGUAUUUUAUGGUACAUGUAACAGAGCUGCACCUUUUUAUUAUCUAAUAAUUCCUAUAAUUGGUUCCUAUGCUUUUCAUUUGCAAGAUAGUUAUUCUCCUGUUUCAUGUUAUUUCUACCAAUAUAUCUCCAUGAGAUGUGGAUACUGUUUCAUAUUGAAAAGUCAAAAUUUAAUCUUUAAAUUCCUGUGUGUGUAUCCUAUGGUUAUCUGUAUGUAUUAUUUUCUGAUAUUCUAAUAAAAU
Molecule: messenger RNA, 5569 nt
Organism: Nannospalax galili (Upper Galilee mountains blind mole rat)
Lineage: Eukaryota; Metazoa; Chordata; Mammalia; Rodentia; Spalacidae
Gene: Cntn3
Product: contactin 3
Exons: 25
Coding region: 314-3550 (1078 amino acids)
Biological process (GO): brain development; cell-cell adhesion
Molecular function (GO): cell-cell adhesion mediator activity
Source: RefSeq, a predicted model, not a curated record